Pezoporus occidentalis (night parrot) is the source of this 780-nucleotide messenger RNA. RefSeq names its product paired box 4 (gene PAX4). Gene Ontology annotation, molecular function: DNA-binding transcription factor activity, RNA polymerase II-specific; RNA polymerase II cis-regulatory region sequence-specific DNA binding. The coding region runs from base 1 to 780 and encodes 259 amino acids. NCBI's taxonomy places the organism in Eukaryota, Metazoa, Chordata, Aves, Psittaciformes, Psittacidae. Gene Ontology annotation, biological process: regulation of transcription by RNA polymerase II; anatomical structure development. The transcript has 7 exons. The record is from RefSeq and is a predicted model, not a curated record.
AUGCAACACCGAGGGCCCAGCGGUGUGAACCAACUGGGGGGGCUCUUCCUGAGCGGCCGCCCCCUCCCUGCCUGCAAGAGGAGGCGGAUCAUUGAGCUGGCGGCGUGUGGCAUCCGGAGCUCCGACAUCUCCCGCAGCCUCAAGGUGUCCAACGGCUGCGUCAGCAAGAUCUUGGGUCACUACUACAGGACAGGGGCCGUGGGGCCCAAAGCUAUGGGGGGCAGCAAGCCCCGCAUGGCCACACCCAAGGUGGUGGCCAGGAUUGCCCAGAUGAAGCUGGAGCAGCCUUCCCUGUUUGCCUGGGAGAUCCGCAGGCAGCUCCAUGCUGAGGGCACCUGCACCAGCAACAGGAUCCCCAGCGUCUCCUCCAUCAAUCGGGUGCUGAGGAAGCUGCCCAGUGACCUGCGGCUGGCGGCUCAGCUGGGCUCUGCGAGGGACACGCUGCCAUGGGGAUGCUGCUCACCCACUGAAGCUGCUGCCACCGGCUCCCUGGGGACCCAGCACCCGCCCCGGCAGCUCCCACCAAGCACCCAGCACAAGAACAGGACGGUCUUCUCCAGGCAGCAAGCAGAGGCCCUGGAGAGAGAGUUUCAGAGGGGACAAUACCCAGACACCGACACCCGGCAGAGACUGGCUGCGGCCACCCAGCUCCCAGACACAACCAUCAAGGUCUGGUUCUCCAACCGGCGAGCGAAGUGGAGGCGGGAAGCCAAGCAGGAGCUGGAGGCAGGAGCCACAGGUGACAGCCCAGAGCAAUGGGGACAGGACUUGGGGAUCUGA